CUUCUUUGCCUGUGCUGGGUAAACUAGAGCCAUGGAGCCAUGUAGUCUAGACAUAGCCUAUGUGUGUGUGAGCAUUGGUUUGGGUUGGCCUUUUUUAGGCUGCUGCAAAUCCCUGUAUUUGGAACUUGGCUUAGUUAUCUUCUAGUGAAGGGCAGUUGCUUUCAGUAUAGUCAUGAAAAGUUAUGGCUCUUCUUGUGAAGAGGAAGCAGUAAUGGCAGCAGUCAAUAGGCUUUCUAGGUUUUAUACAAUGCCCAGAUUUGCUUUGAGCCUACACAUCCCUCUGUGUGAGCUGAUUAAGUAGAAAAUAUUCUUUUGGCCACUGUUAGAAACAUGACACGACUGGUGUUUUAUGCUGGGAAUAUACAAAGCUAUGGGAAAGUAUCUCUUGCGCUAGUAGUCUUUGGCAGUUUAUCCAUUAUUGCAGAUAGCACUUAGCAAUCCCUCAAAGUUGCUUGGAGCAUAAUACCAUCAAUCGUGGCACAUGUAACAUCAAAAAGCUACUGUGUUAAGCCAGAAAAAUGUGGGGUGGUCACUGAAACAGAAAACUCUUGCAUAAAUGGAAGUGGGGAGCUUCAGUGUGAUAGGUAAGAAGUUCAAGGCCCUGUCAAGCUAAGACCUAAUGCUAGGACUGCUAAUGGAAAAUUGCAGUAGAGUCCAAACAGGUAUCCUAAUGGAGUCAGAGCACAUAACUUGGCUUAAGGAAAAGCUUUUGACUAUCCAGAGUAUUUACUAAGAAAACUAGGGCUAAAUCCAUUCUGGUGAGAGAACGUUGAGGGGUUGUAACAACAUAAAGACAUGCUUGCAGCUGCAGCUUUGGAACUCAUCCAAUGCUAUCUUUAGAGACUACAAGGCCUCCCAUUAUGUUGCUCAGACUAGUGACUAAAGUGCUGGUGGAGCUGGAAGGAGUACUAUGUAACAAUAAGGGAGAGGAGCCAUGACAUAAUAUUGGUUGGAGCAAUAAGGUGGAUUUUUUGCCCUGAAGUAUUUCAAGUUCUGUGGGAAAUGUAUAUGUUUCCUCCACUGGAGAGCAUGAACCCUAUAUUGUCUGGGGCUCAGUGUCUUCAAAGCUCCACUGUAUCUAGUAGGCAUUGGUAGAUCCCAUGGGAGGAACAGGACAAUUUUCCUCAUAGCAGCUUAGUUUGAAAUGCUUUGGAAUUGCUACUGAUCCUGACACCUUCUUCACAGCAAGAUACUGUGCAGGAAUUUGUUCAACUCUAACUUGUGCAGAAGGGCAACCAGAGAAUGCUUUUAGCUUCACCUAAGCUUCUGUCUUGAACACAAUAAAGAAAAAAAUGUAAACUAUAACUAAAUACCUUCCUGUAGCAGUAGUUCUCAAACCAGUAGUUGGAGAAUUUGCUCAUGCGCCACGGGGCACUGCUUAGUCAUAUACUGCCAAUUCCCCGUUCCCGUCCCUACUAAAUUGCAUUAAAAUCGCCUAAAUAUUUUCCCAACACUGAUUCUAUAUGCCAGCGACUGCUGUAGUUAUUGCAAGCAAAGGAUGUAAUGGCAAACAAGAGUGUGGGAGGUGUGCACAAGAUUGUCUCUACUAUAAUGUUCAUUCUGCCAAAAAAGACAGAGAUCCCAUCCUAGAUUAAAGAGUUAAAUGAGGAGUAACUGGAGCUGAAGUGAGGAAGAGUAGCCUGACUUGAGAAAUCCAUGGCUAUUAUAAAAAUACAGUGUUUUUUUCUAGCCAAACUGUAGGCAAAAACAGUUCCUUCAGGAGAGACAUUCUAAGCCUCCCAUUUCCUAAGCCACUAGACUUUUUUGUGGAUCACAAAUACCUCUCCCAUAGGCUGGUAUUUACCUUUGUAGCUUUGCAACCAUAUUCAUUGUCAGUGGCAGAUUUAGGACCAUGCAGCUGCUUAAGGCCCUAUUCUAUAUCCUCAGAUUCAAUUACCUACUAGAACACUAAUUCUGAGUGUCAUUACAAUAGUCUUCUUAAUUCUGGAGGCAGCACAGUGGAAUCCUCUGUCUUCCUGCUAAGAAAGGUAUAAGCUUCAGUUUCACCACCUGUCUUCCUAGCCUAGUGGAGAGGUUUUUUUCCAGAGGUCACAGAACUUCAGCCUGAGUCGGACUGUAAAUGAGGAGAGGGGGCUGUCUGGGAUGCACAGGGGUAGAGACCUAGUAAUAGCUCUGGAGGGACAUAGGUGUGAAUUUGUACAUAUAACUACAAAACUGAAAGCUAGUCUUGUUUAUUGUGAUGCAGAAGUCAGUCACACAAGUGGGAAGUAAGCUAACUGGCUUUUGUCUUUGUCGUUUGACAGAUCAUUGUACUAAACAUUCCCUUCAGGAGGUUUUCUACAGUUGAAAGAAUUCACCUUUCCUUUGUCAGACUGAAUAUCUUGGAUGCUGUUGUCCUGCUGUGGUGCCUAUAGAGGCUGCCAACCCCAGCCUGCUGUGACAUUUCAAGAUUGUUUUCAAAAUUCCAAACUUAAUAAGCAGAACAUGUAAAAGGAAGCCAGGCAGCUGAGAAAAAGCAUUCUGGUGUGGGGAGGAUGAGGAUAUUCACACUUCACAGGGAAAUUAGAUUAAACUGUUUGUUACAUGUUUAAAUGGAAAAUCUCUUGGAAUUAGAAAUUUCCCAUUAAAAUACUUAGGUGGAAAAAUCAGAAUUCUUCCAACAACUAAACAACAAAGUCUUAAAGUUUCCAGAUUGUAAUGGAAAAUAGUCUUUGGGAACAGACAAUUCAACAGCAGGCCCUUCCCUGGACUGGAAUCAGAGAGAAGGGAGGAUCCAUUUCAGCGGAGGCUGCUGGGAUUAGAGAAAAGGAGGAGAGAAGCCACAGUAAACAGCUCUCACUUCACCCAAGAUAUUUAUCUACAGAAUCAGUGGUGGGGACCUUUACCGGGCAUGGCACCCAUGCUCCAGCUGCAGCUCAGAACCUGGAUGUGGAUUGCUCUGGUCCUCUGUGUGUUUGCUGGACCAUGGAGGCAGACAGAUGGGCAACUUCACACUGAAGGCCAUGCUGAUGACAAUGUGUUUUAUGACAAGCUGGAGGAUGCCAACAUCAUUCUAGAGUUGUUCUGGGAAGGACUAGAGAUUGAGGCUAACAAGACAAUCAGACUGCAAGAUGAGGAACUGGCCUCUCUGCGUUCAACAAAGCGACUGCUCCAGAUCUUCCAGCACCAGGUUCCUAAGACACCAGAAGGGAUCAAGGAGCAGCUGGAAUAUCUUUCACAGGCAGAUGCCCCCCUGAGUCUAGUAGAGUUUGAUCAGCUUCUCUUCACCAGUGUUUACUGCGCUUAUCAGAUUCGUUCCAUUCAGGGCUUGGACAAAAAUCUCUGGAUCAGUUUCUUUUCUCAGCUAGUUGAUGAAAUCAUCCAUGAUCUCUGCAAGGGAUUCUGCCCUGCAAAUUCCACUCUCCUAGCUUCCUGGCCCUGGAAGGAGAAGCCUUUUUAUUUAACCUCCCUGAAAAAAAUGUAUCAUUCCAACCCUGCCAUGAUGAAGAGAGGCACUGAGUAAAAAUAUGGACACGAGGAGAUUCAGUUGCAUUCUUGUUAUUCAGAGUGGUGCCACUCAUCCCAGAUUAUGCUGGUUACUGUGCAGAACUGCCACCGUUCUUCCUCUUUUGCUUUCUGUAUUGUACUGGCAACAUCCUAGGAAUUUAUCAAUCAGCUAUUGUCCCAUCUUUAAGUGUGAAACAAGGCCUGCAUUAUCUCCUUAGAACCUCCAUAGAGGAUACUUCUGAGAUGCACUUUUGCCAUCACUGCCAACCAUUAGCGAUAAUGAUUCAGGUAUUAGCCUGUAAUGACUGAAUUCCAUCUCAAGUAAUUCUAGUUUGCCUCCCUGAAUUCCCCAUGGUUGCAGUUGGCUACAGUAUCUUUUCUUCAUACAGUAACACACUAUGGGUAUGUCUACACUUGCACCCUCUUUCAAGAGAGG
Pelodiscus sinensis (Chinese soft-shelled turtle) is the source of this 3883-nucleotide messenger RNA. RefSeq names its product family with sequence similarity 180 member B (gene FAM180B). NCBI's taxonomy places the organism in Eukaryota, Metazoa, Chordata, Testudines, Trionychidae. The record is from RefSeq and is a predicted model, not a curated record.